Molecule: messenger RNA, 342 nt
Organism: Arctia plantaginis
Lineage: Eukaryota; Metazoa; Arthropoda; Insecta; Lepidoptera; Erebidae
Source: the annotation of a GenBank genome assembly
AUGAAAGCGAACGGAUCGCGUCGCGAAGAGAAGGGAGGAAAAAAUAUCACGGAAAAAAUCAGGUGCGUCCCCCGGUCGGGUGCCGAGAGAAAAACAGUCGGUCGGGCGUCGGGGGUGGUGGGCGGGGGUGGGUGGUGGCGGUCGAUGCGGGGGGCGGGCGCUUGGGCGGGCGACGCGUGCGCGAACCUGCCCCCGGCCGGCGGGCGCGCGGUGCCGCGGCGCCGGCGGCCACACUCCCAGCGGCACCGUCGCUCAUCGCUCGUCGCUCGCGUACCGUCCGCCGCACAUUCCGCGCCGCCGCCGCUCCGACCGCGCCGACGCCGGCCCGCGCCGCGCGACUAA